Messenger RNA from Plasmodium vinckei vinckei, 342 nucleotides. RefSeq names its product conserved Plasmodium protein, unknown function. The record is from RefSeq and is a predicted model, not a curated record. NCBI's taxonomy places the organism in Eukaryota, Apicomplexa, Aconoidasida, Haemosporida, Plasmodiidae. Bases 1 to 342 code for a protein of 113 amino acids. The transcript is spliced from 2 exons.
AUGAGAAAUUAUUAUUUUAUUUUUGACAAUUUUUUAAAUAGCUAUCCUUUAAAAUUAAUUUGCAACAAAUUUCGUUAUGACAAGUUUUCAAAAACAUUAAUCAAAAAUGUAAUAAAAACUGGGACAUUUUUCAGGACAAUGCUACCAGUAUUUAUUCCCCUAUCUAUAUAUCAAUAUAUAAGACAAGUUGAUAUAGAUCGAUAUACAGAAGAAAUAUUUUAUGAAUACUCAAAAAGUGACCAUUUAAAAAGCUUUUAUGAUUCAUCGACCAAGUAUAAAAAUAUAAAAAACUGGAGGAUACAACAUGACUUAUAUUUAAUUGAUCAAGCUGUUAAUUCAUAG